Messenger RNA from Gamsiella multidivaricata, 1256 nucleotides. RefSeq lists its product as uncharacterized. The record is from RefSeq and is a predicted model, not a curated record. The transcript has a single exon. Lineage: Eukaryota; Fungi; Mortierellomycota; Mortierellomycetes; Mortierellales; Mortierellaceae. The coding region runs from base 271 to 1173 and encodes 300 amino acids.
UGGGGGGAUGUCUUUGUUGGUCCAUCUGCUCUUUAUGCUCUAAUUCGCUUCUUCAUCUCAUCCACUUCUCGCCAACUUCAUUCGAAACCUCUGAGCUGCCUACACACAAACCCAUCACAAAGGCACAUGCCUAACGCCUAACAUCUUUCGCACACACGCUCGUUCACAAUUACCCCUGCUGCACACAGGCGUUAUCCGUUAGUUCAAUUGAUAAAAAAAAAAAAAAAGACGGUCCCAGCAAUUAUCAUUCUUGAGAGCACUGAGGCAACCAUGGACCCUCGCCAACACAACCAAGGACAGCAGCGACUAUCGUCUGCCUUCACUUUCGAGGCCUCGGGGCAAGCACCGUUGACCUCGAAGAGAGCAAUCGAUGCUUUAAAGGGAAUCGGAACAACAGCGACAACAGCUGGGGAUGGCCUCUCAUACAAUACCAACCCCGACUUGGCGCCGUCCGCAGUUGAACUGGGAAGAAUGGUCACGUCAGCGCAGCCAGGGUCUUCUCUGAGUUCACCUUCGGCCCCAGAGAUAGACUUCAUCCUUCGCACCCCGUCACCACCGCCCGCUUUCACGCACCCGCCCUCGCCUCCUCGCCCAGAAUUACGACGAAAACUGCCUUCAGGAAGCUUCGCGUGGUUGGAAGAAUCGGGAGCAACAGGAGCGGAGAAGCACCCAGCGUUCCGCCAUCUGUACAGCACCCAGUUAUCCAACCCCGCUCAGGAUAGGGUCUCGCUCUCAACAAGCGGCAGCCAUGUGACUGAGAACGAGCAGCCUAGGAGGCCCUUGACGUCCAUAGCAGGGUCUAGUCGAUGUCUUUGGCCGCCAGACUCUACGUUUUUGACAAUGACAAGCACAUUCAGGGAACGUGCAUUCCAGCACACGAGGAUAGAGCCAGAGAAGACUGUCAGCGGCAGAUCUUCAGUCGGAGUUACAGCAGCUAUUGAGGCGUCGCAAAAGAACCAUAGCCGUUCUGAAAGUUAUAAGGAUACAGGUGAUUGUAUGUAUGAGCUGCAGCCACGCAGGAAGGCACGGAGAGUGACGGACGGCCCAUAUUUCAAUGAGAGGAAUGGCCGUAUGGUUGCGGGGCAUGUACGGAAGUUGAUCCAGGAAGCUGUGGAGGACGGUGUGGGUGAACUCGAUCUCAGGUACCGUAUUCAUGUUUGUUUUUUUUCUUGAUUCUUCCACGCUGGCAAAGUGCUUGAGCACUCAUCCGAAUUUGUUCUUGAUACGUCUUCUAGUAACCUUGAGCUGAAUGAUCU